Carassius gibelio (silver crucian carp) is the source of this 1508-nucleotide messenger RNA. RefSeq names its product BMP/retinoic acid-inducible neural-specific protein 3-like. Gene Ontology annotation, biological process: positive regulation of neuron differentiation; negative regulation of mitotic cell cycle. NCBI's taxonomy places the organism in Eukaryota, Metazoa, Chordata, Actinopteri, Cypriniformes, Cyprinidae. The transcript is spliced from 6 exons. The coding region runs from base 714 to 1508 and encodes 264 amino acids. The record is from RefSeq and is a predicted model, not a curated record.
UGCCAGCGUCUAUCCAUUGAAAUUAGGCUCUGUCUCUCUCACACACAUACACACGGACAGCGAUGCAGAGUAGGAGGGUCAAGCAGAGUUAUGUGAUGAGACUGACUUUAUAGAGGAAUAUCUACAGGCACUUUCAAUAGAGACCGAAAAGCCUCGGUGUCGCAGUCCGUUGGUGGAUGUUAAACUGAGCCACGCGCUUUAACUGCUAGCUGCGGUCUGUUUCUAACUGUUUGUACUGCUAGUGGAUUUAUCUAUUCGACAUUGUUUGACUAAAUGCGGUUAUUUCUUCUUCAAGGAACAAUUCAGAGCACUACACGGAUAACCUUACCUUCGCAUUAUAAUGGGAGCGCAUUGUUUCCGAAGUUGGACUAUAAUGAAGUAGCACCAAUUUAAAUAUUUAAGUGCUGCCUGCGUGACCUUUCGUCCAUUUUGUCUUUACGCCAAACAGUUUUCUUUAACGUUACUUCCGUGGGUCUUAAGCUGGUGCCCGUUAAAUACUCUUGUGAAGAAGAAGAGGAAGAAGAAGAAGAAGAAGAAGAAGAAAAAAAAAACUCAUUCAGCGAAAAUCGGGACCUUAUCGGAGGAACUUUCAGCAUAGAUCUACGUUUAGGUGAAUGUUUGUGGGGCCGAAGCCAUGCUGAUCUUCAGUUCCGGGUGGUGGAGUGUGGUCUUGCACCAGAGCCUGUGCUGCUGAAGCUUUGUGCUGCUCCCCCAUGGCUCUAUGGGAGCUGCUGUUGCUGACUUUCAGCCUCCGCUGCUGGCUGACAAGCUCUGCCAGUUUAGCUGAAGAAGGCCCUACAGGCCCCCUGGACUGGCUUCUUUCUGACAAGGGCCCAUUUCACCACUCACAAGAGUACACUGAAUUCGUGGAGAGAAACCGUCAGGGAUUUUCCACGAGAUACAAGAUCUACAGGGAAUUUGGCCGAUGGAAAGUGAAUAACUUGGCUGUAGAGCGACGGGAUUUCCUGAACUCCCCUUUGCCUCUCACCCCAGAGUUUAUAAGAAACAUCCGACUCCUGGGACGCAGACCCACUGCCCAGCUAAUUACUGACAACCUGAUCAAGAAAUAUGGGACCCAUUUUCUACUCUCAGCUACACUAGGAGGAGAGGAGGCUCUGACCAUAUUUGUGGACAAGAGGAAGUUGAGUAAGAAAGCAGAGGCGAGCGACUACACCAGUAACAGCACGGCUGUGACUCUGGAGGCCCUGCACCAGCUGGCUGCCUCCUAUUUCAUAGACAGGGAGAGUACUCUGCGAAAACUGCAUCACAUUCAGAUUGCUUCCACUGCCAUCAAGGUAACUGAAACAAGGACUGGCCCUCUCGGCUGCAGUAACUAUGACAACCUUGAUUCUGUCAGUUCUGUGCUGGUUCAGAGUCCUGAGAACAAAGUCCAUUUGCAAGGGUGUCUGUGCUUUUGCCUGCUGGCUGUGGAGAUGGAUGUGGUUGAGCUGAAGUCUGUGUUGUGUCUGUUCACUCAUCUGUGCAGUGAGGAGGUUUUGUCUCGGUAA